Messenger RNA from Branchiostoma belcheri (Belcher's lancelet), 2578 nucleotides. RefSeq names its product creatine kinase S-type, mitochondrial-like. The transcript is spliced from 8 exons. Gene Ontology annotation, biological process: phosphocreatine biosynthetic process. Gene Ontology annotation, molecular function: creatine kinase activity. NCBI's taxonomy places the organism in Eukaryota, Metazoa, Chordata, Leptocardii, Amphioxiformes, Branchiostomatidae. The record is from RefSeq and is a predicted model, not a curated record. The coding region runs from base 77 to 1474 and encodes 465 amino acids. Gene Ontology annotation, cellular component: mitochondrion.
UCUCACAUUGAGUAUAUUUUCUUCCAGAUAACUUUUCAGUGGUUCUGUAUUCCUGAGUUCCUUAAGAUCACGCAAGAUGUCAGCGUUCUUCGUUCGCAAUGCUCGCAUGCUGGCUGCUGCCGGGGGAGUGGGCGCAGCAGCCGCCUCCGCCUGGUACUAUGGCAACCAGACCGUCGACGCCCGUGUGGGCGGGGCCAGAAAAAUGUACCCCCCAAGAACGUGCACCCGCUGCCUGUGGACCUCUGCGCCGCUGGCAGUAGCCUUUAUCCUGGGCUUCCUGACCAGCUCUGUCACCCAGCGCUACUCGUGCACGCUACGUGCUGCCGAGAACACACCCAUGAAACCUGCCAGAAAAAGAUACCCUCCUAGUGCUGACUUCCCUGACUUGAAAAAGCACAACAACAUCAUGGCCAGUAACCUGACCCCCAAGAUCUACGCCAAGCUGCGGGACAAGGCCACGCCGGCAGGCUACACGCUGGACCAGUGCAUCCAGACGGGGGUGGACAACCCUGGACAUCCCUUCAUCAAGACGGUCGGCAUGGUUGCUGGAGAUGAGGAGUCAUACGAGGUAUUUGCUGAACUGUUUGAUGCUGUUAUUGACGAGCGGCAUGGCGGGUACGGCCCCAAUGACAAGCAUCCCACCGACCUGGACUGGACCAAGAUCCGAGGGGGGAACUUUGAUGAUAAGUACGUGCUGUCCAGCCGUGUGCGAACCGGCCGGAGCAUCCGCGGUCUGAGCCUGCCGCCAGCCUGCACCAGGGCCGAGAGGCGCGAGGUGGAGCGUGUAGUGUCUGACGCCCUGGCCAACCUGGCAGGUGAGUUUGAGGGGAAGUACUACCCCCUGAACAACAUGACAGAGGAUGAACAGCAGCAGCUGAUCGAUGACCACUUCCUGUUUGACAAGCCGGUCUCGCCGCUCCUGACCUGUGCCGGGAUGGCCCGCGACUGGCCCGACGCUCGAGGCAUCUGGCACAACUCACAGAAGAACUUCCUGGUGUGGGUCAACGAGGAGGACCACACCCGGGUCAUCUCCAUGGAGAAGGGUGGAAACAUGGCGCGGGUGUUCCAGCGCUUCUGCGCCGGCCUGAAGGAGGUGGAGAAGCAGAUUAACGACAAAGGCUGGGAGUUCAUGUGGAGUGAACACCUGGGUUACAUCCUGACCUGCCCCUCUAACCUGGGCACAGGGCUGAGGGCUGGAGUUCACGUCAAGAUCCCCAGGGUGUCUAAGGACCCGCGGUUUGAGAACAUCCUGAAGGCCCUGCGUCUGCAGAAGCGUGGUACCGGCGGCGUGGACACCGCUGCGGUGGGCGGAACCUUCGACAUCUCCAACGCCGACCGUCUGGGCUCCUCGGAGGUCCAGCUGGUGCAGAUCGUGAUUGACGGGGUGGACCUGCUGGUCCGCAUGGAGAAGGAGCUGGAGCGCGGGCGCAGCAUCGACAAGCUCAUCCCGAAGGGCGACGGCCGCGGCCUGUAAAUGCUGACCAGGUCUCCAAGUCAACUCACAGUCAAGUUUUCAUCAUCGUCUAAAUAACCUCACACACACAGCAGAAUUUGUCGUGUUUCCCCAGAAAGUAACAAUGAACUGUCGUGCUUCAAUCAUGUUUGUUUGUUGACAAGAUAAGAAUUCAUAAUAUUAAUAACUACCUGUGCUUCCAACAUUCAUGAAUGUCUCUUAUAGAAGGAAAUAAAGAAAUUUAAAAAGUCUGUAAGUUAAAACCUACCAACCUUUAUGGUAAAGGGCUUCAUCUUAAUUCUGUUACGUGUUUCUCAAAACACACAAGAAAGGAUUUCAAAAGGUGCUCCUUUGGUCAUAUCUUUUACGGUGUUCAGGUCUGGAUAUGAAUGUAAUUGAGAGAUUUUUGUAGUGAUAUUGGACAACCCACUUUCAAAUGUCAUGGUAAAGAGCUUCAUCACCUUAAUUCUGGUACAUGUGUAUUCUCAAAACACACAAGAAAGGAUUUCAAAAGGUGCUCCUUUGGCCAUAUCUAUUAUGGUGUUGAAUGUCAUGGUCUGAAUAUGAGGAAAGUAACCGAGAGAUUUUUUGUGAGAUUGAACAUGGGAAUAGACUUUGGUAUCUUAAACAUUGAAGAAAAUCUAACAGUACCAACUCUGGAUCUCAGGAAAGACCAGAUGUAUCAGCAAAAACAAUCUGCUGCUUGGCUAUGAUGUUGUGACCUGCUUUUUUUGUUCUAUAAGUGAAGAUUACUGCUAAUGGAGAACUUGUGACCAUUCCUCUCCAUGUGUUAGUGCCAUGGCAUUGCUUUAUGAAUUGAUAGAGUAUAUCCUAGAAGAUUCUAUGCGAAUACAGGAGAUUCCUUUUUAACGUAAGACGAUUUAUGUUUGCCCGGUGGAGAGAGUUUAUAGUAUGUAUAUAUCUAUGGGCUGAUAAUAUUUACCCAUAUGAUAAUUUUUGCACAUUGUGUUUUAUUGUGUGGAAUUGUGUUGAAUUUCUGAGAGCAAUAUAAAGCCAUGUUGAUGUGUUGGAUAUUUGGGUACAGUUUUGACAACUGAUCUUUAUGUUUGCAAUGUUUGUUUUUUGUGUGUGACAAUUAAAUGCUGAACUAUCAGAGGACAAAGG